GAGUUGCCCAAAUGUGUGAAUGAUUCUUUCAUUUCCUUUAAAGUGCUGAAAUGCGUCUAAUAGUGCAGAACUGGAGCAGUCCCAAUUGCGACCAUAUUCUCCACUUGGUUAACUGUACCAAGACAGUGGUGCAUUCUCGACUAUAGAUUGAAAAACAAGUGGAGGAUGUUGCAGACCGCUCCACCCCUCCCACACAGCCUGUGUCGAGACCCAGCGCCUCUCCGCUCCAUCUGAGUGAUGAGAGACCGUUCAGUCGUUCUCCUCUGAACACACCCAACCCUCAGACGGGACACACCUGGGGAGAGAGGUCAUAUGAAAGCGAGAAUUCAUUCGACACGGCACAUUUCAGCAGUGAACAGUGAUAUUUCCGCGGGCUGCGUGGAAGAAAAUUCUGGGAUGACUUGUGCGAGGAGGAAACAGUGACGGACGACGUAAAUAUUUACAUGCCCUUGUUCACAGCAGUACUGCUCGCCGUCGACUAAACUCGCACAGAGACCUACAUCGUGUGCGUAUGAGAGAAUGCGGAGGAACUGCGAAAUAAAAACAGAGACAGAAAACGAAUCAUCCUUGCGUAAGAUCAUGCUAUAAUUCUGUUGAAGCGGACUGUGUGAGUUUCUGGAGGUUUGCGGGACUGCUCUUCUUUAAUCUGCGGUCAUGCCGCAGGCAUCUUCAGAUCUGUUCCCUACCUGAGGGAAUCGAGGAUUACUUGAGUUUUUAACAGAAGAGAUAAAUUAUUAAGCUUUGACCUAAUUGGACUCAAUUACGAGUACUCUGGCAUGAAACGCUCAGUAUUUUAGAUGUUUUGUCAUCUUAUAAAAUUUCAAAAAAAAUUGCGCGUGAUUUCUAAAGAGUAAACAAUUGACGUUGCAGGAGUCAGCUGUGAAUUAUGUAAAAGUUGGACGUUAUGCGUAGUAAACUACAGCACCAAACCUUUAACGCAGUUUUGACGGGAAACUGGAUGGGAAGUGUGCGAAUUAUUCAAUGACUUUCAGUGAGGUCAACUUUUUAAGUAAUUUUCGGGGAGCAAUCGGUUCGUCGCGCGCAAAUGGUCUUUUGGCGCCUCUACAUUUUAAACAAAAGACAUUUUAAACAAAACAAAAGUAUUUUGUGUUAUAUUUGUGAUGUGUAAAUCUAUGAUAAUUUGAUAAAUAAGUGUUUUUGAGGCACCGCCCGAUACAAACAUCGAUCGAGCAGCUGUUGCUAUGGUUACAUACGCAGUGGCGAUUCUGUUAGCGAGACUGUACAUUUAACUUUUUUGCUUACGGAAACGUUUGAAUGCUGUUGAAACGUAUAAAUGCUGCUAUGUAAAAAGAGUACAAUUUUUUUUUAAGACCACCAACUUUCCUUUGUUGGGGGUUCAUGCCUUAAUUUGGGGGUCGUAGGCCUACAUCCCCCCCAAACCACCCCUAUAAUUUGCACCGUGUGAAUGAACACUUUGUGAAAAGAUUUUACUGAAAUGCUAUUCGAUGCUAGUUUUUUAUCAUUUUAUUAUCAUAAAUUCUUAUUGAUCUUAAUGUAAGUAUUUUUUCUUUGUCAGGUGAGAGAUGACAGGUGUGAGGUGAGCAGAAGGACUUUUAAAACACUGUUCUCCAAUAAACUUUAUAAGGCUUAUUUCUUAUCUUCAUUUGUUUCUUACAAAAUCUCAUGUAUAAUGUAAAGGACUUUAAAUAGUUUCAUGUGAAUGCAUUUUGAAAGUAUGCCCAGUCUGGAGGCCCAUUUCCAGGUUGACACUUUAUAACCAAACAUGGGAGCGAAGCAAACAAAGGCUGCAGGACAGGAGGCAGGAGCAAGUCCUCAGAGCACAGGAUGGAAACGGACCCCUACGAAAGAGCGAGGCGACAUCCUUACCUCUUUAAUGUUGAGGUCAGGAGACAAACUGAGGAGCAGCGGGACUCCUCCUCCCUACCAGCGGCGCAUCGGGAUGAUACAAGAGAUGAUGCUGAUGGCAAAGCAGGGGAAACACGAUGAAGCGACAGAGAUGCUGAAGACUCUCCGGCAGGAUCUGGGAAUGGAGUCAACCUCUCUGGACGAUGUUCUCUACCGCUAUGCCAGUUUCCGCAACCUGGUGGAUCCCAUUACCCAUGACCUCAUUAUUAGCCUGGCCAAAUACAUUCACUGCCCAAAGGAGGGAGAUGCUUUGGGUGCCAUGGAGAAGGUGUGCCGUCAGCUGACAUACCACCUGAGCCCACACUCCCAGUGGAGACGGCAGGGGCUGCUGAAGAGGAAGCCACAGUCCUGUCUGAAAUCAGUUCUUUCAAACCCUCCAUCCAGUGGGUCAUUAGACCUGUCUGGCAUCCCUCUUGGAGUGAAAGACAUGGAGCGUCUCUGUGCCUAUCUUCAUCACCAGGCAUCCCGCAUCGGCAGCAUAGAGCUGGGCUUCACCGAGCUCACAGACGAUGCCUUCCUCCUGCUCCUCCCCACGCUGGCGUCCCUUCCCCGCCUCGAGACUCUGGCCCUCAAUGGCAACAGGCUGACCCGUGCCGUGCUCAAAGAGCUCACGGACACGCUGAAGGACCCGGACAGCUUCCCCAGCGUCACCUGGAUCGACCUGGGGAACAACGUGGACAUCUUCUCCCUCCCACAACCGUUUUUGGUGAGCCUGCGCAAACGCUGCCCCAAACAGGGCAACCUGCCCACCAUCCUGGAGUUCGGCGAGAGCCAGGCCAGCGAGCCGGAGGGCCGAGUGGAUGAGGACGACGCAGAUGACACAAACAGGACAGAGAGCAUGGGAGAGCUCAGAUCUGAGGUAGAAGAAGAGAUUGACGGUGAGAUGGAGAUCGAGGACAUGAUGGAGGAGUUGCUGGACUUUGACAGGCAGGUGCAGGGCAAGGAUGAGGAUGACAGUAUGUGGACCUUGGAGGAGCAGCGGUUGGUAAAAGAUCCAGUUGCAAAACGGAGCAAAGAGAAGAAGCCGUUCAAAGCUGAGGGUGAAGAGGACUUACAAAGCCAAUCUUCCCAUCUGUCUUGCUCCAGUCAGUCACAGCACUCCUCUGGAGCCAUUGAGCCUUUAAGAGAAGACUCUGUCCCAGACCAGUUAGCAUGUAAUUCAGGCAACCCUACCUGAUUAAAGCCACUGUCUAAUUUGAGUCUAUAACCUUAGUCCCUUUAAGAAAAAGAGAGAGCUAGGAAGUGUGUGACAGGCUUGUUUUCAGACCGAGUUGUCCACGAAGUCUUGGGAUUUAGCAGGUUUUAUAGGUUUGACAAUCACAGCGGUUGUCUGUUGUUGCAAAGGAGAAAUGAAUCACUUGUGAGGUACAGAUAUGUCAAAUAUACUUUCCAUUCAGGUUUUCCCCUUCACUGUCAUAACCAUGAACCUCUGUGCCUAUGUGCCUGUUCAGAACCCUGCUGGAGAGGCGUGUGUGUGUGUGCAGGUGCACAUUUAGAUGUGAUCAAUCUUAUCAUGCUGGAUAUAAGCAGAUUGGCUUGGGCAUCAUGGAUCAAUGUGUCCAUCUAUGCAUCUGACUGUUGCAAGCAUCACAUUUUCUCCAGCAGUGGGAAAACAACCUAAAUUCUAUUCAGUAUCAUCCAGUGAAUAUGCAUGUCCCGGGUGUCAGGUGGAUGGGACGCAGAUAUUAAGCUCAUAUUAAGUGCCCCUAAUUUAUACAGUGGAAAACCAAAAUCUCUUGUCACAGUGUUGGCCCAAAACAAUACAGAGCAGCGGGAGUGAAGCCAAAGAGAAAAGACUCACUAUAUGGAACAAAGUGUUGUUUGGCUACACAAUAGUAUAUAAUACUGAUUUUCUGUUUUUGUUGCUUGACAUGAAUUUUGAAGACAAUGUGUGGUUUCUUAGCUCUGCUCUUUAGAAGUGAACCUUUAACCACUAAAAAUGAUAUUGUUUCAUUUGUAUUUAUCCACUGAUUUUAAAAGAAUAAAGGGAUUUUAAUAGUAUAAACAUCUAUUUAGUGCCUAAUUGGAAUUUUACAUUAUUCAAAUGUAACUCAAAGUAGUUCUGAUAUGCCAGUAAAUAAAAGUAUUGUUUCAAUGACAGUGUAUAUUGAUUUGUCAUAAUGGAAAAAAGUUGUUUUAUUUCCUUAUGUAAAAUUCCCAAUUUGAGAAUUAGGAUUUAUAUUAUAUCCAUUUAUACUGUAGUACUUUGUAUAAUAUCGUAAUAUGCUUACAUGCAAAAUCUUGCUCAGUGUUUGUUUUUUUUGUUUUUUUAAAACAUAUAAUUAAGAUCCCUCCCCAAAAGAUGGUUUAUAACAUAAAUUAUUUAGCAUAAUUAAAGGAAGCUCCUGUACUAUUCAGAUUGUUGUCAUUUUAUGGUCACCAGGUAGCCUAAAAUUAUCCUGCUGUGUUUCAAAGCCAUAACAGAAUAUUAUAUAUAUAAGUGCACUGAAGAGCUGUGUUCAAUAUUUUUGUCAAGUAUUUCUGUAUUCCCACAAUGGUUAAUAAAGCAAGGAGAAUGCUAUGAAUGACAAACAGCAAUAGGCCUAUGUGUAUAGCCUAUUAUUUGUAAACAAAACAAAAUGCAUUUGACUGUUGGCAUCAAAACCAAUAAACCUUUAACAAAUAUACACUUAAUUUAUGCGUUAAACAGCACAUAAAAUGUUGGGCUGUUGGAACUGUGGUAAUAACAAUAAAAUUAAGGGUUUCCUUGC
Megalobrama amblycephala (Wuchang bream) is the source of this 4598-nucleotide messenger RNA. It is a transcript of the gene lrrc75a, whose product is annotated as leucine rich repeat containing 75A. The record is from RefSeq and is a predicted model, not a curated record. Bases 1745 to 3064 code for a protein of 439 amino acids. The transcript has 4 exons. NCBI's taxonomy places the organism in Eukaryota, Metazoa, Chordata, Actinopteri, Cypriniformes, Xenocyprididae.